Molecule: messenger RNA, 3056 nt
Organism: Bufo gargarizans (Asiatic toad)
Lineage: Eukaryota; Metazoa; Chordata; Amphibia; Anura; Bufonidae
Product: protein 4.2-like
Exons: 17
Coding region: 9-2900 (963 amino acids)
Biological process (GO): peptide cross-linking
Molecular function (GO): protein-glutamine gamma-glutamyltransferase activity
Source: RefSeq, a predicted model, not a curated record
CGGUGUGAAUGACAGAUAAGAACAUACUCCAACCUCUAGGAACUAACAGAACGCAGUCAUCUGCUGAGCUGCAGGUGGGCUCCAUAGGAAACAUGAAGCAAGAUCGGCCUGUGAGAUGUGACCUUCAAGUGUUUCAAAAUAAUAGUGAUCAUCGGACCAUUGCCCUAAGUAAGGAGACUUGCCUUUUUCUCAGACGAGGGCAAGAAUUCACCAUCAGUUUGAAAUUUCAAGACCUAACUUUAAGACAGGAGGAUCUGAGCAAGUUUACCCUCAUUACAACAACAGGUCCAAAUCCUUCAAAACUAAAUAGGACUAAGAACACUUUUAACAUUUCCAGCCUUGGUGACAGAAAAACCUGGAGCGCCAGAGUUGUUGACUGUAUCCAUGGCACGUGGAAGGUAUCGAUCACUUCACCAGCUGAUGCCAUCAUCGGAUAUUACUCACUUUUAAUCAAAAUCAACAGUGGAAUCAUUGAAGACCUUGGGGAAUUCAUGAUGCUCUUUAAUCCGUGGUGUGAAGAUGAUCAGGUGUACCUCUAUAAUGAAGCAGAAAGGCGCGAGUUUGUUCUCAGUGAGGACAGCAUCAUCUACCUGGGCACAGAGAGUUCUGCUCAGCCUCAUCCUUGGCACUUUGGGCAAUUUGAAGAAGACAUUCCCGAUAUUUGCCUUAAGUUUCUCAAUAUGAGCCCACGUUAUCAGGAGGAGCCAGAAAAACACUAUUUGAAGAGAAAUGACCCAAUCUACAUCACCCAAGAAAUUGGUGACAUGAUUGGCAGGUGGGAUGAAAGAGACAGAGUAAAUUUCAUGUGCGAGAAUGGAAGACCAUCUUAUGCAUUGCUGAGUAGUGUCCCUAUUUUACGUUUAUGGUUCCGAGAUGAAACUCAGCCUGCUUAUGGACAUCACUGGGUUUUUGCAGCUGUACUCUGCACAGUGUUACGAUGUCUGGGGAUUCCAACUCGGGUUGUCACAAACUACAACUCAGCCUACGAUACGGACCAGAGUCUGCAGAAGGAUAUAUAUUAUGAUAAGAAUGGAGCCCGGAUUCACAGAUCAAGGAAUGACAGUCUCUGGCAUUUCCAUGUAUGGAAUGAGUGCUGGAUGCAAAGAAGAGAUCUCUGGAAAGAAUACAGCGGAUGGCAGGUUCUUGAUGCAACUGCACAGCUGAAAUACAGCGGUGAGCUGUAUUGCAGCGGUCCUGCCCCAGUAAGAGCCAUCAAGGAAGGUCAAGUGGAGCUAAAUUAUGACACAAAGCUCAUCUUUUCUAAGGUGUAUACAGACACAGUGGUCUUGGUAAGGGAUUCUCAAGGACGUUUUAGAAAGGCAUAUAGCAAGAUCAGACAUGUUGGAGAUGGAAUCAGCACAAAGAGUGUCGGAAGUGAUGCUCAAGAUGAUAUUACCCUAAACUACAAGUAUCCGAAAGGUUCUAAAGAAGAACAUGAAGCCGUAGAAAGAGCCAAGCAGCUAAUGCUUAAAUACCAUGAGGACACCGAUAAUAACUUGAUGUUCCUCAGCCCGGUCAUUUUGUCCAUUACAUCCAAGAAUGAACAGCUGUAUGGAGAAGACAUUAGUCUUAGUGUGAUAGUGAGCAAUGUGAGCGGAGAGGAGAAGGAUCUCGAGCUUGUACUUGGUGCUCAGUCUGUACAUGACUAUGGCAUCACAUGGACACAGUUCUGGAGUGAGAAGUUUCAUUUCCAUCUUUCCUCAGGGGAAGAAAUUAGUGUCUCUGGAAGGAUGAAUUACUCUACGUACAAGAAAGAACUUCUGGAGAACAACCUGAUGAGGAUUACUGCUCUGAUGAAAGAACCAAAACAUGACCACGGCUGCUAUGCUCUGGCAGAUCAAGAUGUGACUAUUUGUAAACCAUCCCUGGUCAUUCAGCCCAAGGUAGCUGUACAGUUUCAACCGAUAACAGCCAUGGUUGCUUUAUCCAACCCCCUAAAGGAGACUCUGAAUGAAUGUUUGAUAAGAACAUCAGGCAAAGGACUGCUGCACUGGAGAGAAGUUUAUAGAUGUAAAGAUGUGUUACCUGGAGACAAAUUACUCUACCCACUUACCUUCAUUCCAACACAAGUUGGUGACCAGAGGCUCUAUGUACAGCUUCACAGUGACAAGCUUGGAGUGAUCAAUGGAUUCCAAGGCCUACAAGUGUUAUCCUGUGAUGUUCAAGAGUGGUCUACUCACCACUGGGAGGAAUUCCAUAAAAUGACAGAAGACAGCUCCAGGGAUCAAUCUUAUGAUGAUGCUCUUCUUUCUCUCGGCAUCCGAACAUUGGAAACAGUCUUAUUUGGGCAAGACGUACCUAUUACUAUGAAAGUGUCCAACCACAGCCAGAGAAAGAACAAUGUGAGCGUGUUCCUCUAUGCUCAGUAUCUGGAUGACAAUGGAAUUGGAUGCCCAAACUUCUGGAACGAACGGUCUGAAUUGUCUUUACAGGCAAACCAAGACAACACAGUGAAAGCUCAGAUUCAUCGCCUGGAGUAUGCAGUGUCUCCAUCAGAAACCAACGUGAUCCGACUCAUAGCCCUUGUUAAAGAUGUGAUUGGCACACAUUGUGUAAGCAAGAAGCUGAUAAUACUUAAACCAAAGGUGGAGAUCAAGAUGCCAAAGGAGGCGUUACAGUACCGUCUCAUCACAGUACCAGUCAGCAUCACAAACCCACUGGAGGAGAAACUAGAGGGCUGCGUUAUAACAGUAUCUGGACAAGGACUCAUACACAAGGAAAGAUCAUAUAGAUGUGAUACUAUUGACCCAAAUACAACUGGUCACUGCACCAUCACCUUUUCUCCAAGCCAAAGUGGAGUCCGAAAACUGCACGUGAGAUUUGACUGCAGACAGUUUCGUGAUGUGACGAGCUGCCAUGAUGUAGAUGUUCUCCAAACUGAUAUUCUACCUGUCAAGUGAGGACGAGGAAAAAGCGACCAUACAGAACAACCGUCUGCAAUAUCGUCCUGGACCUAACCUAUAUAGCUCUGGAUCUGAAUACUUUUGUAAUGUCAUGUAAUUAAAUAUUUAGUAAAGCCACUGAGCUAUUCAAUAAAAUGUAUCUGUAUAGCGACA